GUGGCGCGAGGCUGCGGAGCGCGGGUCGGGGUGAGGAUGCUGCGGGGCGGCUGCGGAGGCGUCGCUUGCUGCUGAGGCGGCUGGGCUCUGCGCGGCCUCGGCCCGUGACAGCGCGACGAGCGCGGCGCUUCCGAUCGGACGAAUGCAUGACAACAUGUCCACAAUGGUGUACAUGAAGGAAGAGAAGCUGGAGAAGCUUACGCAGGAUGAAAUCAUUUCUAAGACCAAGCAGGUGAUCCAGGGGCUGGAGGCCCUGAAGAAUGAGCACAACUCCAUCCUGCAGAGUCUGCUGGAGACGCUGAAGUGCUUGAAGAAGGACGAUGAGAGCAACCUGGUGGAGGAGAAGUCCAGCAUGAUCCGCAAGUCCUUGGAGAUGCUGGAGCUCGGCCUGAGCGAGGCGCAGGUGAUGAUGGCCCUGUCUAAUCACCUGAAUGCCGUGGAGUCCGAGAAGCAGAAGCUCCGAGCUCAGGUUCGACGUCUGUGCCAGGAGAACCAGUGGCUGCGGGAUGAACUGGCCAACACACAGCAGAAGUUACAGAAGAGCGAGCAGUCCGUGGCUCAGCUGGAGGAGGAGAAGAAGCACCUGGAGUUCAUGAACCAGCUGAAGAAAUACGACGACGACAUCUCUCCCUCGGAAGACAAAGACUCUGAUUCUUCCAAAGAGCCGUUGGAUGACCUCUUCCCGAAUGAUGAGGAUGACCCAGGACAAGGAAUCCAGCAGCAACACAGCAGUGCUGCGGCCGCCGCCCAGCAGGGCGGCUACGAGAUCCCUGCCCGGCUGCGCACGCUCCACAACCUGGUGAUCCAGUAUGCCUCGCAGGGGCGUUACGAGGUGGCGGUGCCACUCUGCAAGCAGGCCCUGGAGGACCUGGAGAAGACUUCCGGCCACGACCACCCUGAUGUGGCCACCAUGCUCAACAUCCUGGCCCUGGUGUACAGGGAUCAGAACAAGUAUAAAGACGCAGCAAACCUCCUGAACGAUGCCCUGGCUAUCCGUGAGAAAACCCUGGGCCGAGAUCACCCUGCGGUGGCUGCGACCCUCAACAACCUAGCAGUGCUGUACGGUAAGCGUGGCAAGUACAAAGAGGCCGAGCCGCUGUGCAAACGGGCCCUGGAGAUCAGGGAGAAGGUUCUGGGAAAGGAUCACCCUGAUGUUGCUAAGCAACUAAAUAAUCUGGCCUUGCUGUGCCAGAACCAGGGCAAGUACGAGGAGGUGGAGUAUUACUACCAGAGGGCCCUGGAGAUCUACCAGACGAAGCUCGGACCCGAUGAUCCCAACGUGGCCAAGACGAAGAAUAACCUGGCUUCCUGUUAUCUGAAACAAGGGAAGUUCAAACAAGCAGAAACAUUGUACAAGGAGAUUCUCACCCGCGCACAUGAACGGGAGUUUGGAUCUGUGGAUGAUGAAAACAAGCCCAUAUGGAUGCACGCGGAGGAGAGAGAGGAGUGCAAAGGAAAGCAGAAGGACGGGUCGUCUUUUGGAGAGUAUGGCGGCUGGUAUAAGGCCUGCAAAGUGGACAGUCCCACCGUCACAACCACCUUGAAAAACCUGGGAGCACUUUACCGCCGCCAGGGGAAGUUUGAAGCUGCGGAGACACUGGAGGAAGCUGCCCUGAGGUCACGUAAGCAGGGUCUUGACAAUGUUCACAAACAGAGAGUGGCUGAAGUGCUAAAUGACCCUGAGAACGUGGAGAAGCGGAGGAGCCGGGAGAGCCUCAAUGUGGACGUGGUCAAGUACGAGAGUGGCCCUGACGGAGGGGAGGAAGUGAGUAUGAGCGUAGAGUGGAAUGGGGAUGGCACUGGAUCUUUAAAGCGCAGUGGCUCCUUUAGCAAACUCCGGGCUUCCAUUAGACGCAGCAGUGAGAAGCUGGUUAGGAAGCUGAAGGGAGGAAGCUCCCGGGACAGUGAGCCGAGGAACCCUGGGGCACCCGCAGAGCCUCUUUGUGUGGAAAACGACAGCAGCAGCCUAGAAGACGCUAGUACCAACGGCUGAGAUCAAAGGUGUCUGAUCUCAUUACGUCAUUGCGCCUAGCUCGACCAGGUUUUGCAAUAAAUCCCCAUGUUGGAGAGUGUAUUCAUCAACCCACACAUCCCGAAUGCCUGGCCUGCAGGGACCUCAGCCACCCUGCUGUGUGUGUAGAAGGGACACUUCCAUGACCGACACAUCCUCUUCCUGACUUUACCCUGAGCUGAGCAUGGUCUCUGCACAGCUGACACUGGCUGAGUCACUGGGUCAUUGUGUGCACAAGCAGACACUCACCACGUCAGCCGCGUGCUCAAUGAAGAUGUGGUUGCCGAACCUGAUCUUCUGUGUUACCUCCCCAGGCACAUCUGUCCGCAGCUCCUGCAGCUGUUCAAUGAGCUGCCACAGCCGCUUGCUGGGGAAGGCAUCCUCUGUGCAGAUAUAGACAGCCCCUAGGAAGUCAGAGUGCCCAGUGUGUACAAGACCUGUGGCUGCACAGACCAAAAGGAGUCUUCUGCCUGUCUCUAACUUCUGCCCCUUAUACGUUUCCCCCGAGAAAGGCAGCAGGUUAGACCUGAGUAUCCCAUCUGUGGCUACCUUGCUGGUUCCUUAGGCAUGCAGGCUAGCCCUGUCCUGAGUACACACAUCCCCUCUUCCUGAAUACCCUGCUAUCUCAUGCCUGCUCUCCAGGUCCUCGCUGGGCUGGGCAGGACAGAGGGUGGAUCACCAGGGUUAAGGGACUUUGGGACAUGUUCCUCAGACUCAGGACAGUUCACAGGCUCCUCCUCUCUCUGUGUGUCUACUUGAUGAUGCUGGUGCACAAACAGCCCUUGAGCCAUAUGCUGUGGUGCCACCGAAUCGCCCUGUGUGUGGGCAGCAGAACUGUUGGAAUCUACGUGAUUAGUUCUAGGACUCUGAGUGGAAAGAGCCCAGUGGCUUGCCCGAAACGUCAAACUGCAGAGUAAGGAAACUGCUUCAUAAGACAAAUACUGCCCAUGCUUCAAAGGACUCAGUCAAGAAAGCAAAGGUCGGGCUGGAGAGAUGGCUCAGCGGUUAAGAGCACUGACUGCUCUUCCAGAGGUCCUGAGUUCAAUUCCCAACAACCACAUGGUGGCUCUCAUCCAUCUGUAAUGGGGUCUGAUGCCCUCUUCUGGUGUCUGAAGACAGCUACAGUGUACUCAUACAGAAAAUAAAUAAAUCUUAAGAAAAAAGAAAGAAAAGAUCAUCCACAAAAUGGGAAACAGAGCCAACAAUAUUCUGGACUUAAUGUAAAUAUUUAAAAGUUUCUGCUCAAACAGGGCCUCACUUCCCUGGCCUCCAGCCUGCCUGCAUCAAUCUUCCUGCGCCUGCAUCCUGAGGGCUGGGGUUACAGGCGUGUACCAUCACAACUGGUGUGGAAGACUCGGUAGGCAAAGGGCUCUGGGUCUUCUGGGGAUGACCUGACAGAAGGCACGUCAGAGGCUCACAGAACAUCGCUACAGACCUCUGCAAUGCUGGGAACCCUGGCCCUGUACAAGGCAGCGUCAGUGAGAAUGAGGGAAACUGGAGCCUUUAGCAUUGCUUCAUGUGGUGGAAACCAACAUGAAGUGCUGUAGUAAAGCCCCAGCUGGUGCAGAACCGGGCAGAGCACAGGAUCCAGACCAGCUUCCUGGCUUGGGCACAGGACUCAAGGCGGAAAUGGCAGAGACCCUGGCUUGUUUUGUUUUGUUUUGUUUGAGACAGGGUUCUCUGUAACACAGCUCUGGCUGUCCCAGACUUGCUUUGUAGAUCAGGCUGACCUCGAACUCAGAGCCCACUUGCCUCUGUCCCCUGAGUACUGUGAUUAAAGGCAGGUGCCACCA
Molecule: messenger RNA, 3804 nt
Organism: Rattus norvegicus (Norway rat)
Lineage: Eukaryota; Metazoa; Chordata; Mammalia; Rodentia; Muridae
Source: RefSeq, a predicted model, not a curated record